UCCACCGUCUACUACUGAAAAAUGAGGCAGUAGUAAAGACAGUUCAACGAUAAGUUAGCUGUAUGUUUAAAAAUGGAGGUUAGGUUGUAUUAAUUCGACUUCGGUUCUCCUUGUACGAAUAUAAAAUCAAAAAUAUGAAUGAAAAAGACAAAACUGAGAUGGAAGCGGAUAGUCAAGUAGAGGAGGAAGGCUUGAGGAAGGAAGAGAUUAAGAAAAUUAUCCGUAAAGAAGAUUUAACUCCGUUUUUCGAACAAAGUGAUCACAGUGUCAACAAAGUAUACUUUUCGGAGGUUCCGGAAGUCUGCAAGGAUGAGCCAUGCCAGCUGGGGGUGGACGAAGCAGGCCGCGGUCCAGCUUUAGGCCCAAUGGUCUACGGGAUCUCAUAUGCUCCGCUGUUACGGAAACAGCUGCUUGUCGACCUGGGCUGCGCCGACUCCAAGAGCUUGAAGGAAGAGAUGCGCGACAAGAUAUUCGACGACAUCUGCGAGCGUCACAAUAGCAUGGGCUGGGCGAUCGAGGCAAUAUCGCCCAACGUCAUCGCCAACAGCAUGUAUCGCCGCACCAAAGUCUCGCUGAACGAAAUCUCCAUGAUAUCAGCAACGAACCUGAUCCGUGGCGCGAUCGAGGCCGGCGUGAACGUCACCGAGGUCUACGUGGACACCGUCGGCAGGCCAGAGUCUUAUCAGGCGCGACUGGCGCGCGAAUUUCCUGGCGUGAAGAUCGUCGUGGCGAAGAAGGCUGAUGCGACCUACCCGAUCGUCAGCGCGGCCAGCAUAUGCGCCAAGGUGGCGCGAGACCACGCGCUGCGCGCGUGGCGAUUCCGUGAGGCCGACGAGUUUGCAAGCGAGUACGGCAGCGGCUACCCCAACGAUCCGGCGACCAAAGCCUGGCUGGCCUCGUCCGUGGACCAGGUGUUCGGCUACCCGCAAAUCGUCCGUUUCAGCUGGUCCACCGUCGAGCAAAUACUCGAGUCGAAAGCGUUGCCGGUGGAAUGGGAGGAAGCCGAGACGGAGAGGAGCCCGAACGAGCAAAAGAUCCAGAAGUUUUUCUUCAAGCUGUCGGCCGACUCGCGUAACGCUCACGCGAAGAAGCAUCCGUUCUUCACGGAACGCUGCUUAUCCAACGCGACAGUUUUAUGACGCUUGUUUGCGCCUGAAUUCCUCCUUUCUAGUAGUAAUAAUUGCGUUUUAAGGAUUUGUGAGAAGGGAGAUAAAGAAAUCGCCACGAUCAUUGUUGUCUUUUUAUAUGCACUUUAUUUUUAAUAUUUAAUAAACUCACGAUGAUCUUUUUUAUAAUUAAUUGGGAUUAUAUACAUAUGAAACAUUCGGAAUAAAGAACGAAUUAAAUUAAAUGAACGUGUCUCUCUUGCUCCGAAUGCCUCAUACCUGGAAGUAUUUAAGAAUGCAAUCCGAUAUUUUCUUCACACAUUACGGUUUUAUUAGAUCGAUGUACAACACAUUUUUCGAGAGAGAGACUCGUGCGAUUUACUGAA
Ooceraea biroi (clonal raider ant) is the source of this 1492-nucleotide messenger RNA. Its product is annotated as ribonuclease H2 subunit A. The record is from RefSeq and is a predicted model, not a curated record. Gene Ontology annotation, biological process: mismatch repair; DNA replication, removal of RNA primer. Lineage: Eukaryota; Metazoa; Arthropoda; Insecta; Hymenoptera; Formicidae. Gene Ontology annotation, molecular function: RNA-DNA hybrid ribonuclease activity; RNA binding. Gene Ontology annotation, cellular component: ribonuclease H2 complex.